AUGCGACGGGUGGCGGAGCAGGAGGCUUUCCCAGCCGUCGUCAUCUCGUUGGAGGCACAGGCCUACUUGGCGCCCAGGCGGCUGCGACGUCAUGACUGGAGCUCUGGAGCUAUUUCGGCUGAGCGGUCGAUCGUCGCGGGUAGCAACCACGGCGUGAAGGUCGGCAAGCUGUUCCUGUACCCGCUGCUGCAGCGCGUGAGUGCAGGGUCCCCGGCAGUGGGCUUGCAAACGUUCGUGGAUGACACGAUUCUGAGGACGGAGGGCCUGAAGCGGGCCGCGGUGGACCAGAUGGUAGUGGCCCUGAAGCGGUUUGGAGAGUGUUGCCAGGCCGCCAAGCUCACCAUCUCUGACAAGUCCGUCAUCGUGGCCUCAGACAUGGACGCGGCCCAGCAGGUAGUGGGCGGCGCAGGCGGGCCCAGCCUCCCGCUCAAGGCAGUAGAGAAGGCCGUGGACCUGGGCGUCAGCACCACGGCGGGCAAGCGUCGGGACCAGAGCCAGUUCCACAAGCGCGCCAAGACGGUGGCCAGGCGGAUGCGCGGCAUCCACCGCAUGCGGCGUAAGGCGCGGCUCCGGGAGUACACCAAGAUGCUCCACAAGACGGGGGCACAACCGGCGCUGAUCUAUGGCCACCAAGUCCUCGGAGUGGCGCCGACGGCCUUGCUGCGGCUCAGGCGCCAGGCCAGCCGUGCGAUCGCAGGCAAGGGCUUCGGCAGAUGCCUGUCCACCACGCUGGAGCUGACCCUGGAUGAGGACGACCCGGGGCUGACCCUGCCGCGCCAGCUGCUUGGCGAGUGGAUGCAGUUCUGGAGGCGCCAUCCUGAGCAUCGGCAGCGAGUGCAGGCAGCGUGGCGCCUGCUGUACCAGAAGCUGAAGGCGCUGCCGCAGGCCAGGCGAUGGGCCAGAGUGCGUGGUGCUAUCUCGGCGGUGACUUACACAUUGCUCACUGCUGGCUGGGACGUGCCCUCGGCUACCACCUGGCACUCCGACGUCGAGGAGACUUGGCAAAUGAGUGAGGACAUGGAAGCUGACGACACCGAGCUCCUGGACGAGUUCACGGCCAGCAUCAAGAGGGCCUGGUGGGCCAAGGCGGCUCGUCAUGAUGUUGGAGAAGGGCUCGCAGACGGCGCUGAUCUGCACCAAGCGAGGAGGCACCUGGCGAGGCUCCAGCGCGACGGCGAGUACGGCACCUGGGCCAUGCAGCUGCAGGUGAUGACCGGAGCAUCCUGGACGAGGGUGCGUCAGAAGGAGGCUGGCUUCGACGUGUCGGCUACGUGCCCCCGGUGCGGGCUGGCCGACGAGACCCUGCUGCAUCGAGUGUGGCAGUGUCCGUGCAAUGUGGGCCAUGAGGACUGUACGAGCACGGAGUCGCUGGCGGCCAGAGCCGUGGAGGGUGCUGCUGCGGUGCCCUGCCUCUGGUUGCGGGGCCUCCCGCCUACCGGCUGGACGCGGUACGAGUACCCAGAGGGCGCCAGCGAGUUUGAGCACGUGGCGGGCGACUGGGACACGGCCGCCGAGCAGUACAGAGGAGAGGAUGGCUUCCUCGACGUCUUCGGCGAUGGCUCGGGCGGGGAGCACAGCGACGACCCUCGUCUGCGACAGUGCGGAGUGGGCGCGGUCAUCCUGCAGGGCUCGCUGCAGGCGCCAGGCGAGCUGCGCGUGGCAGCUGGCGUUGCAGCAGGGCUCCCUGGGCCGAAGCAGACGGUGCCGAGGUCGGAGCUGCAGGCGUUCCUCAUCGCGCUGCGCCGCACGCGAGGCUGCCUGCGGUACCACACCGACCACAUGCCGCUGGUGCACGGCUAG
Molecule: messenger RNA, 1800 nt
Organism: Prorocentrum cordatum
Lineage: Eukaryota; Dinophyceae; Prorocentrales; Prorocentraceae
Source: the annotation of a GenBank genome assembly